AUUACCAUAUUAGGUGAAAAUAUCGAAGAGGAGCUUUCCGCAGGCGUUGGACUAAUUUCCUUCAAUCAAUUGCCGGUUUUUCUUCGUAGCUAAUAUUACUUUGAAACAUGAGUGCAAGCUUGAAAUCACUUUUUGCAACUUUACCUAAAACACAAAGAGGUCAAAGAAUUGUUAUUAACGGUGAUCCAAAGGGCAAAAAUUUCCUGUAUGUCAAUGGCAAUAGCGUUGUUAUAAGAAACAUAGACAACCCAGAAAUUGCUGAUGUUUAUACUGAACAUUCGACAGCAACGACAUGCGCUAAAUAUUCUCCAAGCGGCUAUUAUAUUGCUUCUGCCGAUGUGUCUGGAAAAGUACGAAUUUGGGAUACAGUUAAUAAGGAGCAUAUUCUAAAGAAUGAAUUUCAACCCUUCGCUGGUUGUAUUAAAGAUAUAUCUUGGUCCAGUGACAACACUAAGAUAGCAGUCGGAGGUGAAGGUCGAGAGAAAUUUGGUCAUGUUUUCAAUGCCGAGACCGGAACCUCUGUGGGUACUAUUAUGGGACAUUCAAAAUGUGUCAAUGGAAUCGACUUCAAACCCACAAGGCCAUUUAGGCUUGCAACAGCUUCAGAUGAUUUGAGCGUUGCAUUUUUCGAGGGUCCCCCCUUUAAAUUUAAGCAGACUACAAGAGAACACACACGUUUUGUUAACUCUGUAAGGUAUUCACCUGAUGGAUCGAUUUAUGUAUCAUGUGGAGCUGACGGAAAAUUAAUUGUCUAUGAUGGUAAAGACGGAAACAAGAUAUCUGAAAUAGGUAGCCCUGCACACGCUGGUGGAAUUUAUGGGAUAAGCUUUAGUGAAGAUUCAAAGAGUUUACUCUCAGUUUCUGGCGAUAAAACAGCUAAAAUAUGGGAUAUUCAAGCAAAUUCCGUUGUCACUACUUUUGACAUGGGCAAAGCCAUAGAAGAUAUGCAAGUUGGUUGCCUCUGGCAGGGAUCUCACCUGUUGACUGUCUCCCUAUCAGGGUACAUUAAUUAUUUGGACAAGAACAAUCCGUCUACUCCAUUGAGGAUUAUUAAAGGUCAUAAUUUACCGAUAACCUCACUGGCUGUGACCGAAGAUAAGAGUGCCAUUUUUUCGGCUUCGUCAGAUGGCGCUAUCUGCCGUUGGAGAAUUAACGGAGAUAAUGAAAUGUUGAAUGGUUCAAAGCAUGACAAUAAGAUUCAAAAAAUUAAUAUUGUUCGUGGCAAAUUGAUAAGUUGCAGUAUGGAUGACACCAUAGCAUUCUCUGAUGUUAGUGAGGCACGCUAUGGUGAUAAAGUCAAACUACAAUCUCAGCCUCGCGGCAUGUCAACUUCUCCUUCCGGUUUAACGGUUGUUGCUAGUACCAACCAUAUUUCUAUUCUAAUGAAUGGAAGUAUGGUCAAGAGUGUUCCAAUUGACUUUGAAGGUCAAUCUUCCGCCGUCCAUCCACACGAGAAAGAAUUUGCUGUUUGUGGAGGGGAUAGCAAAUUACGAAUUUAUAGCUACGAUGACUCUUUCAGUUUAACAAUAAAGCGAGAAAUAGUCGUCCAAGGAGUAAUAACAGACAUGUCUUAUUCCCCGGACGGAACUUUUCUAGGAGCUGCAAGCUCUGGACGACCUAUCUACUGUUUCCGUUUGCCUGAUUACGAAGACUUAACGAGCUCGCAGUGGGUUUAUCAUACAGCAAGGGUUAACUCAGUAUGUUGGUCCGACGACGGGAAGCGUCUGUUUUCUGGUGGAAUAGAUACUAAUGCGUUCAUUUGGGAUCCUGCAAAUACGCACAGUAAAACCGAAAUCAAAGGUAAACAUCCUAUGGCAAUUGUGAAUACCGUGGGCUGGUUGGACAACAAUACGGUUGUAACUGGUGCCGAUGACGGUUGUGUACGAGUAUUUACAGUAUAA
Messenger RNA from Dimorphilus gyrociliatus, 1901 nucleotides. The record is from the annotation of a GenBank genome assembly. NCBI's taxonomy places the organism in Eukaryota, Metazoa, Annelida, Polychaeta, Dinophilidae.